AGUUGUGUAGAUCACCAAGAGACCACGAGGGUCCGGUUCAGUUUUAAUUCUGUCUCUAAUCUCUGCAACCUCGGAGCUUCCCGUGUCCCCACGCUCCUGCGCCCGCUCAGCCGCGGCCAGCCGCAGGCGAGAAUCAGAGCCGCCUCCGCCCAUCACCCACCAUGGAAAGCCUCCUAGAAAAAGUGGCCCCGGAUGCGUGUGCUUGAGGAUUCCGCACAUAAAAGGUGCCCAAAAUGAAGACCCUGAUGCGCCAUGGUCUGGCAGUGUGUUUAGCGCUCACCACCAUGUGCACCAGCUUGUUGCUCGUGUACAGCAGUCUCGGUGGCCUGAAGGAGCGGCCCCCGCAACAGCAGCAGCAGCCGGUGACCGGCAGCACGCAACCCGCGGUCGAGAGCAGCCCCCAGCCGGGCCCCGGGGCCCCAGCGAAACCCAGGCAGCUGGAAGGAUACCUCAGCGUGGCGGACCACAAGCCCCUGAGAAUGCACUGCAGGGACUGUGCCCUGGUGACCAGCUCAGGACACCUGCUGCGCAGUCGGCAAGGACCCCAGAUUGACCAGACAGAAUGUGUCAUUCGUAUGAAUGAUGCCCCCACUCGUGGCUAUGGGCGUGACGUUGGCAAUCGCACCAGCCUAAGGGUCAUCGCCCACUCCAGCAUCCAGAGGAUCCUCCGCAACCGCCAUGACCUGCUCAAUGUGAGCCAAGGCACUGUGUUCAUCUUCUGGGGCCCCAGCAGCUACAUGCGGCGGGACGGCAAAGGCCAGGUCUACAACAAUCUGCAACUGCUCAGCCAGGUGUUACCACAGCUGAAGGCUUUCAUGAUCACACGCCACAAGAUGCUGCAGUUCGAUGAGCUGUUCAAGCAGGAGACAGGCAAAGACAGGAAGAUCUCCAACACUUGGCUGAGCACUGGCUGGUUCACCAUGACAAUUGCGCUGGAACUCUGUGACAGGAUCAAUGUUUAUGGCAUGGUGCCCCCGGACUUCUGCAGGGAUCCCAAUCACCUCUCCGUCCCUUAUCAUUAUUAUGAGCCUUUUGGACCUGAUGAAUGUACAAUGUACCUCUCUCAUGAGCGAGGACGGAAGGGCAGUCAUCACCGCUUUAUCACAGAGAAGCGAGUCUUUAAGAACUGGGCACGGACAUUCAAUAUUCACUUUUUCCAACCAGACUGGAAACCAGAACCACUUGCUAUAAAUCAUCCUGAAAAUAAACCUGCAUUCUGAGAAAUGAGCUUGCCAGACUGCAAUCCAAGAUACCCACUGUACCAGACACAUGGAGCAGUGAACUUCCUGAUCCACCAGACAGGAACAACCAGAUAAAAACAGCUUCACUCCUACAGUAUCAUGGACAGAUGCCUAUGCUGCAUGACUACAAGCAGUGUGACUGGCUUAAAGGAAAAAUACCAGAAUCAAUCUAUCCUAAUGAGUGUUCUGUCUUUGAAAGGGGUUACCUCAAGAGAGUAACACUCAUUUCACUGAUGCUGCCAUGGCUAAAAACAUUUUGGAUCACUUAAGUAUUGCCUUUGAAAGUGAAACAAGAGCAACUCAACAAUAGUAAUUGCAAUCCUUUAUAUAAAUUCCAUGUUAAAAGACUUUUUUUUAAUCAAGUUGUAUUCUAAACUGACCUGUAAUCUUUGUCAUCUGUUGGAAUCUGUGUGUGUGAUUUGUACAAAGCAACCUGAAAAUAUGAACUUGAUUUCUGAAGAGCACAUCUCCACUAACUUUCAUAAAGCAAAUGUCCAAUAUUUAUUUAUUGAGAGUUUUUUUAGUGUACUCUAGGCCAGUAUUUUUAUAGAUUAUGAUUAUGUGCUGAUUUAUUCUUCCUAACUCUUUAAUCCUGAAUGAUGUCUGAAAUUGGCCUAGAAUUGGAUUGAUGAGUUACUGUGUUCACAAUGUGCAUUGUUAGCAUGCAAUUUGUAUUUGACUUGGAAAUGUUGUCUCUCCUUCUUUGAACCCCUAGGCUUCAGGCAAAUUGCUUGCUCAUUGCAAGAACAGCUACAACAUUUUCUAAUAUGCAGAAUUGCUCCAAAAAAGACAAAAUUGGAAACCAAAAACUGUGUCAUUAAAACAAAAACAUGCUAA
This is a messenger RNA of Ochotona princeps (American pika), 2078 nucleotides long. RefSeq names its product ST6 N-acetylgalactosaminide alpha-2,6-sialyltransferase 5 (gene ST6GALNAC5). The record is from RefSeq and is a predicted model, not a curated record. Bases 234 to 1220 code for a protein of 328 amino acids. Gene Ontology annotation, biological process: oligosaccharide metabolic process; ganglioside biosynthetic process. Gene Ontology annotation, molecular function: alpha-N-acetylgalactosaminide alpha-2,6-sialyltransferase activity. The transcript is spliced from 5 exons. NCBI's taxonomy places the organism in Eukaryota, Metazoa, Chordata, Mammalia, Lagomorpha, Ochotonidae.